This is a messenger RNA of Zingiber officinale, 1628 nucleotides long. RefSeq names its product ribonuclease 3-like protein 2. The transcript is spliced from 4 exons. Gene Ontology annotation, cellular component: nucleus; cytoplasm. Gene Ontology annotation, molecular function: RNA binding; ribonuclease III activity. Gene Ontology annotation, biological process: siRNA processing. The record is from RefSeq and is a predicted model, not a curated record. Bases 40 to 1260 code for a protein of 406 amino acids. NCBI's taxonomy places the organism in Eukaryota, Viridiplantae, Streptophyta, Magnoliopsida, Zingiberales, Zingiberaceae.
GGAUUUGACGUCAACCGGCGACGGAGAUCGAGGUGUUCGAUGGAGGUGGAGGCGAUCGAGCGCAUUCUCGGCGAUUACAAGUUCAAGGACCGCUUGCUGUUGGAGGAGGCCUUCACCCACUCCUCCGUCGACGGCCAGCCCUCGUACCAACGUCUCGAGUUCGUCGGCGACGCCGUCCUCGGCCUCGCAGUCACUAAGUUCGUCUUCCUCACCAACCCCACCCUCGACCCUGGCCCCCUCACGCUCCUCCGCGCCGCCAACAUCUCCACCGAGAAGCUCGCCCGCGUUGCGGUCCGCCACGGCCUCUACCGCUUCCUCCGCCACAACUCCGCGACCCUCGACCACUUGGUGGAGGACUUCACGGCGAUGGUGAUGAAGGAAGCGAUGGAGGACGCGGGGAGGUUGCAGCACGGCGGCUCCAUCAAGGCCCCCAAAGUGCUCGCCGACAUCGUCGAGUCCUUCGCCGCCGCCGUCUACAUCGACUGCGAUUACAACCUCGAGACCUUCUGGAAGGUUUUCCGGGGGAUGCUGGAACCCAUCAUCACCGAGGAGACUGUGGAGGAGCAGCCGGUGGCUGCCCUCUACAUGUUCUGCCAAAAGAACGGCCGAAGGCUGGGCAUCAAGAACCAGAUUGAGGGCUCUUUGAACAUCGUCUCCAUUCUCGUGGACGGACAGCUUGUCUGCACGGCGUCCUCGGAGCAGAAACUAAUGGCUAGGAUCAAUGCGGCGCGGAUGGCCCUGCGACUGUUGUCAGCCUCCCCGGUGGCCGAAUCGUGCUCUGUAACCACCGGAAAUGAAGCAGCAGGGAAGAAAGACGUUGAAUGCAAGCAGAGACUUCACAGUCUGUGUGGCAAAAACCAUUGGGGGUGUCCUGUAUAUAGGAUUGUUGAGGAGGACGGCCCUGCACAUAAGAAAGAAUACAUAUCCUCUGUUCAGGUUGAGAUAGACAAUAACUCCGUCCUUGUUAGCUUUGGGGAUCGAAAGCCGAGAGUGAAGGAUUCAGAGAAGUCAGCAGCAAUGAAGUUGUUAUCUGAUCUGUUGAUUGAGGGAGGAGAGAAGAGGAGGAGGCUUCUUCCAGCAGCGAUGAACCAUGCAGUCUUUCAUGGCUUUAGAUCUUCAGGUUUUUUUACAGGUGAAAUGCAGAAGCGAGACAGAUAUAGUACAGGGAGUGUCAUGUGGCAAAAGAUGAAACGCUCUCUCCCAGUGCCUCCGUCAGCUUGUCCCAAGACCAACACAGAGAAAAUAAAUAACAAUCACUGAAGAGGCAAGCGGAUGGGGAUAAGUUAUAUGAGGUGUAGAGAUUUACGUCCCACUAAUCCAAAGGUUCGACUCUUCGACCUCAAGUGGUAAACUUUCAUCCACUUACUAUCUCAGCUAUACCCGUGUAGGCUAGUACAAGAAGUGUCAUGCAUGUAUGAUAAUUAGAUUUGCUUCAUAGGCUUUGUGUUGGAUUUAAUAUCUCUUAUGGUGAUUUCACAUGUGAUUUAAAAUUUGCGAUAUCAAAACCUAUUAAGUGAUUUAACUUAAGGUUAUUGGGUAUCGAGUUAUUGGAUAUGGGCAUAGUAUGUGAGAACUCAUUAUUUGUAUCCAUAAUCAUCUAUGAGUUGAUAAUAAAUGUCUAUUAUAUA